Fusarium musae is the source of this 516-nucleotide messenger RNA. RefSeq lists its product as uncharacterized. The transcript has 2 exons. Lineage: Eukaryota; Fungi; Ascomycota; Sordariomycetes; Hypocreales; Nectriaceae. The record is from RefSeq and is a predicted model, not a curated record. The coding region runs from base 1 to 516 and encodes 171 amino acids.
AUGACACACAAGGUCAACACUCGCGAAAUGAACAUCAUGCUCAUUCUCGUCGUCCUGUUCGCCGCCGCCUUCUUCUUCCACGGCCUUAUUAGACUGUGUCUCCUAAUAAUUAAAAGUAAUCGCGAGGCCGCUGAGCGGGCAAAUCGACCUCCUCGAUAUCGUGCGCCUCGAUAUGCCGUACCUCCUGUUCCCAUUCCUGUUGUUCUUGCGCAGGAUGAAGAAGCUGUCGGUAUGGAGAGCGAAGCUACAAAGACACUACCACCAGCCUAUGGGCGAUGGCGCGAGACAGUGCGAGUUGACCCAGAUCGUUUGUUCUGGCAGCGCAACGAGGCCGUGGAUCUUUCUCAAAUAAGACCUAGUACUCGAGCUGGUCCCAGGCCACCGUCGUAUGUGUCUGAAGAUGGUAUAUCAUAUGUAGUCGAGGCGCAACCUCGAUCAACAGCACCAACAACUGAAGUGCCUCUACCAACACACCCAUCAGAGCUUGGUAGAGUGGCUAGGGUACCGACUGAGUAG